This is a messenger RNA of Malaclemys terrapin pileata, 4299 nucleotides long. RefSeq names its product cell adhesion associated, oncogene regulated (gene CDON). Gene Ontology annotation, molecular function: protein binding. Bases 254 to 4036 code for a protein of 1260 amino acids. Lineage: Eukaryota; Metazoa; Chordata; Testudines; Emydidae. The record is from RefSeq and is a predicted model, not a curated record. Gene Ontology annotation, biological process: nervous system development; axon guidance; cell-cell adhesion. The transcript has 21 exons. Gene Ontology annotation, cellular component: plasma membrane; axon.
UGCGCGAGGCAGCGGUCGGGGCGGGCGGUGGUGGAUGGAGGGUCCGGUGCGGAUCGCCCGCGCUCUCUGGAAUGUACUGGGGGCGGCUGCCGAGCGGGAGCGGGGGCUGUCUGGGCACGGCCAGCCCGGCUGCUGAGAGGUGUCUUGGUGUGAACUUUAAUGAUCCAACUCAGCUUGUGUGCACUAUAACCACGUUUUUUCAGUGCCUUGUCUUAGUCUGGAACUCUGCUUUCAAUUUCUGUAAUCUGGCGCUAUGCAUCCGGAUCCCAGACCCUUACAGGCACUGCUCUUCAUCACUGCUGCAGUUAUCUUCUCCGCUACAAGUUCAGAUUUGAUUCCUCAUUUUAUUUCUGAGCCCCUGUCCACUAUCCAGAAGCCUGGUGGGCCUGUAAAGCUUCAUUGCUCUGCUGAACCCUCCACAGCUCGCAUUUCUUGGCUGUUUAACGGACAAAGGUUGGACAGCAGGGUGGAGCAAGUGGAGGUGCAGCUAGGAUCUUUGACAAUCUUCUCUCUCAGCCCCUCAAAUUCUGGUCACUAUCAGUGCAUUGCCAAUUACAGUGCUGGUGCAAUUGUGAGCAGGCCGGCUACAGUAUCCAUAGGCCAUCUUGAUGAUUUUGAUACUUCAGUGAAACACAUAGUUACAGCAGAAGAAGGAAGUGCUGCCUUCAUUGGCUGUAAGGUACCAGAAAGUAACCCUAAAGCACAAGUUCGCUUUCGAGUACGGGGAAAAUGGCUGGAACAAUCAACAGAUAACUACCUAAUUCUUCCAUCUGGAAAUCUGCAGAUUUUGAAUGUCUCUUUAGAGGAUAAAGGCUCCUAUAAAUGUGCAGCAUACAACCCAGUCACUCAUGAUCUCAAAUUAGAACCCACUGGACAUAAGCUCAUAGUCAGCCGCACUUCUGCAGAAGGUUUUCACAUUCUUCACCCCACCGUUUCUCAGGCUUUGGCGGUACCUCAGCACAGUCCCCUAACUCUAGAGUGUGUUGUCAGUGGGUUGCCUGCAUCUCAUGUCCACUGGUUUAAGGAUGGUCAGGAUGCACUGACUGGAAGCAGGUGGAGACUACUGCACUCCCAUCUUGUGACGGACAGGCUUGAUACAUUGGAUGCUGGAAACUACUCCUGUGUGGUGGCAAAUCAAUCUGCAGUAGUGAAAUAUAUAAAUUACACAGUAACUAUUCUUGAAUCUGCCUCAAUUUCUAAAGGACUGCAGGAUCAAACAGUGGCUGUGGGUGCAACUAUACAUUUCACAUGUGACAUUCAUGGAAACCCUGCUCCUAAUCUUACCUGGUUCCAUAAUGCAGCUCCCAUCCAUCUCUCUCCACGACAUCUGGUCACAGGAAACAGGUUGAGAAUCAGUGGCAUCACCAAGGAGGAUUCUGGGUUGUACCAGUGUGUGGCAAACAAUGGGAUUGGCUUUAUGCAAUCCACUGGGAGACUUCAAAUCCAGACAGGCAAAGGUUCCAAGCCAGUUAUAGUUUCUUCACCAGCCAGUGCCAAUGUGGUAGAUGGAGGUGAUGUUACAUUGUCAUGCAAUGCCACUGGACUACCUAUUCCUGUAAUCCGUUGGUACAACAGCCAUGGACUUAUUACCAGCCACCCUUCUCAGGUCCUACAUUCAAAACCACGAAAAUCUCCACAAACAAAAAGAGGCAGCAUGAUUUUAGAACCCAUCUACUUCACCAUGUCUCGAGCGGGAUCAAGCUCCCUAUACAUUCAGGCAGUUACUCCAGAGCAUGCUGGGAAAUACUCUUGUGAAGCAACAAAUAAACAUGGCUCAGCACUGUCAGAAGCAUUUCUUACAGUUGUUCCUUUUGAAUCUAGUACAAAAGCUGAAGAAGUCACUCCUACGGAGGUUGCCCAAAGUGAUGAAGGUGAUGGAGAUUAUGAUACAGAAGUGGGGUUCUCAAAUUUGUCUCCGACAAAGUUGCAUCUUGAUGCAGUUGCUACAGAAAAGACACCCAAUGGGGCUUUGCCUCCUGAAGCCCCAAUCAUCCUCAGCCCUCCACAGACACUCAAGCCAGACAUGUAUAACCUGGUGUGGCGCUCUGGGAAGGAUGGCGGCUUGCCCAUCAAUGCUUACUUCGUGAAAUAUCGCAAGCUGGAUGAUGGCGUCAAUGCCAUGGGAAGCUGGCAUACAGUUCGUGUUCCUGGAAGUGAAAAUGAGCUUCAUCUCACAGAACUGGAGCCCUCCAGCCUCUAUGAAGUUCUGAUGGUAGCGAGGAGUGCUGCUGGUGAAGGCCAGCCUGCCAUGCUUACAUUUCGCACCAGCAAAGAAAGAACAUCAUCCUCAAAAAACACUCAGGCCCCAUCUCCCCCACUUGGCAUUCCUAAACAUCCCGUCAUUCAGGAAGGGUCAAAUAACUUUGGGGUGGUCCUUCCAGACCUGUCUCGACACAGUGGAGUUCCAGAGGCUCCAGAUCGCCCUGCUAUCUCAACAGCUUCAGAGACCUCUGUCUAUGUCACAUGGAUCCCACGUGCAAAUGGUGGCUCUCCCAUCACUGCCUUUAAAGUCGAGUACAAGCGCAUGAGCCGAAACAGCGAUUGGCUAAUUGCAGCCAAUAGCAUCUCUCCUUCUAACCUGUCAGUGGAAGUUCGCAACUUAGAGCCAGGAGCAACAUACAAAUUCCGUGUGAUUGCCGUUAACAAUUACGGGGAUAGUCCACGAAGCUCACCAUCUCGGCCAUAUCAAGUCGCUGGCUUUACCAACCGUUUUUCCAACCGCCCGAUCACAGGACCUCACAUUGCCUACACUGAGGCAGUCAGCGACACUCAGAUCAUGUUAAAAUGGACUUAUAUUACUUCAAGCAACAACAAUACUCCCAUCCAAGGAUUUUAUAUCUAUUACCGGCCAACUGACAGUGACAAUGAUAGUGAUUACAAGAGAGAGAUUGUGGAAGGCACAAAGCAGUGGCACUUGAUAAGCCACCUGCAGCCAGAAACAUCUUACGAUAUUAAAAUGCAGUGCUAUAACGAGGGAGGUGAAAGUGAGUACAGCAACGUAAUGAUGUGCGAGACGAAAGUGAAACGCACACCUGGAGCAUCGGAAUAUCCAGUGAAGGAUCUGAGUACACCACCUAAUUCUCCUGAUCGUGCCGGUGGAGGCAAUGCUGGCCCAUCAAAUGGCCCUGUUCGGAGCAGCGACAUGCUAUAUCUGAUUGUGGGCUGUGUCCUUGGAGUGAUGGUCCUUAUUCUGAUAGUUUUCAUUGCCAUGUGUCUGUGGAAGAAUCGCCAGCAAAACGCCAUGCAGAAGUAUGACCCUCCUGGUUACCUCUACCAAGGUGCAGAUAUCAAUGGGCAAAUGGUCGAAUACGCUACUUUACCAGGCACAAGCCGCAUCAACGGCAGCAUACAUGGAAACUUCAUCAGCAAUGGUAGUCUCAGUAACGGCUGUCCACACCUCCAUCACAAGGUUCCCAAUGGAGUUAAUGGGAUCAUGAAUGGUGGCUUGAAUGGAGGGACUGGCCUUUACCUGGGACACACCAACUCUCUAUCCAGGACACACAUGGAUUAUGAACAUCCCCACCAUUUAGUGAAUGGUGGUGGAAUGUACACAGCAGUGCCUCAGACCGACCCCUCGGAGUGCAUCAAUUGCCGGAACUGUCGGAACAAUAACAGGUGUUUCACCAAAACCAAUGGCACUUUUAGCAACAACACACUACCUGUGGUGCCCAUAGUAGCACCUUAUCAGCAGGACAGUUUAGAGAUGAAACCGCUGAAUCAUGUGAUGGUUGCCAUGUGUUUAGCCUCCACGGUCCCAGAAUGCAGCGUCGAGCUGGAGGAAGACAGCAAGGAGAAAGUGGAGCAGCCAUCUACUCAGCAUUCCUGCUGUCAGGAAAAUAUGAAUCAGAUUAACAUAGAUUACCCAGAAGGUGACAUUUGUGCACGUUCAGAAACAUCAAAUCACAUUUUGAGCUGGAGUCCUCUUAUUCUGCAGCCUGUUUCAAAGGACUGUAAUGAAAAAUCAGGAUGGAAUUCACCUGGUGUCACUUUAAACAGCUCCGGGGACCUUCGACCGCUCCAGAUGCAGGAAACCUGAAGAAGCAGCAACCAUUUUCCCACUCAAAGCCAGUAACUGCACAGCAGAAUCACUGACAAGGACUGAUGGAGGGGUGUUAGUUAUAACAGAGAGAGUCACUAUUUAUUUUUUGUAGUAGUGUCAUGAAUGUAUCUUGUUUAAAAUGUUUGCCUUUUUAUAUUAUUUAUGCCUUGAGAAAUUCCUUUGUUUUUUCCACACCCUGUGGAAUUAGCCUGGUUAUGUAUAAAGUUUUGUAAUAAUAUAAAGAACAACAAUGGGAAAUA